Messenger RNA from Cucurbitaria berberidis CBS 394.84, 1125 nucleotides. RefSeq names its product polyubiquitin. Bases 87 to 1004 code for a protein of 305 amino acids. Gene Ontology annotation, molecular function: protein tag activity; ubiquitin protein ligase binding. Gene Ontology annotation, biological process: protein ubiquitination; modification-dependent protein catabolic process. Lineage: Eukaryota; Fungi; Ascomycota; Dothideomycetes; Pleosporales; Cucurbitariaceae. Gene Ontology annotation, cellular component: cytoplasm; nucleus. The record is from RefSeq and is a predicted model, not a curated record. The transcript has 3 exons.
ACAUCCACACUUGGCCAACUGCUCAACCGUACCCUGCACACACCAGACAUACACCAAACACCACCUGCUACAGCACAGCUCCAACCAUGCAGAUCUUCGUCAAGACCCUCACCGGUAAGACCAUCACCCUUGAGGUAGAGUCGUCCGAUACCAUCGACAAUGUAAAGAGCAAGAUCCAGGACAAGGAGGGCAUUCCCCCAGAUCAGCAGCGCUUAAUCUUCGCUGGCAAGCAGCUCGAGGAUGGCCGCACCUUGUCCGACUACAACAUUCAGAAGGAGUCGACCCUUCAUCUUGUCCUCCGCCUUCGUGGUGGUAUGCAAAUCUUCGUCAAGACCCUGACCGGCAAGACCAUCACGCUUGAAGUCGAGUCCUCCGAUACUAUUGACAAUGUCAAAUCGAAGAUUCAAGAUAAGGAGGGCAUUCCCCCGGACCAGCAGCGUUUGAUCUUCGCCGGCAAGCAGCUCGAGGAUGGCCGCACCCUGUCCGACUACAACAUCCAGAAGGAGUCCACUCUGCAUCUCGUCCUGCGCCUGCGCGGUGGUAUGCAGAUCUUUGUCAAGACCCUGACUGGCAAGACCAUCACGCUCGAGGUGGAGUCAUCGGAUACAAUCGACAAUGUCAAGUCAAAGAUUCAGGACAAGGAGGGUAUCCCCCCAGACCAGCAGCGUCUUAUUUUUGCUGGCAAGCAGCUAGAAGACGGUCGUACUCUCUCCGACUAUAAUAUUCAGAAGGAAUCCACGCUCCACUUGGUGCUUCGUCUCCGUGGUGGUAUGCAGAUCUUCGUCAAGACACUCACAGGCAAGACCAUUACCCUAGAGGUAGAAUCGAGCGAUACCAUCGAUAACGUCAAGUCCAAGAUCCAGGACAAGGAGGGUAUCCCACCUGACCAGCAGCGUCUCAUCUUCGCCGGUAAACAAUUGGAAGACGGUCGAACGCUCUCCGACUACAAUAUUCAGAAGGAGUCCACACUGCACUUGGUGCUUCGUCUUCGUGGCGGACAGUAAGCGACCCUGGAGGCUGACGACGGAAAUCUGGGCAUGGCGUUCAUGGCAUCAUCACGGCUUACGGGUUGUGAUUAGGAAGUAGGACCGGCAUCAUUCAUAGUUCAUAUGGCUGUCGCCUGCC